AUGAAAUACAUUGUAUUGACGCUCUGUCUAUACAUGGCUCAUGUGGGCUGUCAGCAGCAACAACAUGAGCAACGCAUGCCGGCCAUUGCUUCUGUCACUGGGAGUCAUGAUGGCCAGUUACCGGAUCAAGAAAUGGCAAGUAGUCAAGAAUCAGUUGUCGUAGUACCACUUUCCCAUAUUGACAGUAGUUUGCCGUUUGAAUCAUUCAAAUCAUUUACUUACAUUCCUCCAAAUGCAAAUGCUAGUACUGCCAUCAACAGUAUGGAGCCCACUGCUACAGUAAGCCACGUGGAGCAGCCAAUCCACGCAGCAGCACAAGCAAUCGUUAGUCUGACUACGGCAUUUACCGAUGCUGCUAGCCAGAGCACGUCUACCAGCGAGAGUAGUGCGAACCAAAUCAAGGCUGCAUCUGCUUCCAACAUCUCGCCAAUGUCAUCAUCAUCCGCAUCAGACACGUCUCCUGAACAGGCAAACCCACCACAGAGCGAUACUUCUGUAUUAGCAACGGUCGAUAUAAAGGCAGAUGCUCAAAUUUCUCCCAAAACAAGCAUGGAUCAAGCUACCAUUCUACCAAACAAUCCAAAUCCCAUUCCUCCACCUGCUGACAGCGAAGCCCCCCCUCCACCAGCACCAGCACCAGCAUCUCCUCCUACUCCUCCUCCUCCUCCUGCUGCUGCUGAUAUUGCUGCUGCUGCUAUUGGUAUUGGUGCUCAAGCAAACAACAAGGCCACAGUAGCAGCACCCAAUGCAGCAGCCAGCGUUACGACGGUAACAGCUACAGUGACCAAAUCUAUUACGGAGACAGCUACAGUGACCUUGUCUUAUGAAGAUGCAGCUGAAAAACGUAUGAAAUCAUGCUAUCGAAAGAACAGAAAGGUACCCUUCUCGCAGUACUGGAUUCCUAAAGAGAAUGAAUGGGAUGAAACAAACAACGGCAAGCGCGUGUUUUUGGGCGGCAAUGAAAAGGUAAAAUUGAAUGAUGAACACAACCAACCUUUAGGUGAAGUUGCGGUUCAAAUGUACGAUAAAUGCAAAAUGGAGGGCACAUGCUUAUUGGAAAAUGGCGACUUGAUCAACAUUGAUAAUACUACAGACAACUUUAUCAAAGUGGGUGGCCGUGGACGCGAGCAUAACGUGUUUGGUCUAGGGUCUGGAGCUCAAAAUUUAGUGCCAUAUAUUAGUGUCGCUGCGAAUGAUCUUCCUUACGGACAAAAGCUAUAUAUAUCUAAAUUGGAUGGUGUAGAUUUAGGAUACGGAAUCAAGCACAAUGGCUGUGUGCGCGUCGAUGAUGAUAGCUGGUCUUUUGAAUCCUGCCAAAUCGACUUUUUUGUUCUGUCGUAUGUAGAUUACUUGUGGUUAGAGUUGGAUGACGAGGUUUCCAUCAAAUUCGCAGAUUGUGAAUUGAAGAAUUACAUUACACCUCAGCAUUUGGCGCUUGUCAAGGCUACAUCCAAUGAAGAGGUCAUACCCUCAUUGAUGAGCGCUACAUACAAACAGUAA
Mucor velutinosus is the source of this 1500-nucleotide messenger RNA. RefSeq lists its product as uncharacterized. NCBI's taxonomy places the organism in Eukaryota, Fungi, Mucoromycota, Mucoromycetes, Mucorales, Mucoraceae. The coding region runs from base 1 to 1500 and encodes 499 amino acids. The transcript is spliced from 3 exons. The record is from RefSeq and is a predicted model, not a curated record.